AUGGACCCGAGUAUCAAACAGUAAAAUUAGGUUUCUCGCAUUUAGUGGUUCUGAUGUCGGAAAUGCUUACGUUUUAAUGUUCCUCAUACUUAGUUCAAACUGUUUGCUACCAAGUAAUCGGUUCACCUUACUAUAUGCCCAACAUACAUAUGUCUAACCAAACCGGCUGGUUUUCGCAAAUUGCUUACUCUUGGCCGCUUGGCAACUCUUCGCUUGAGUGGAAUCGCGUUGGUAAAGUCGAAUGCCGCUCAUCCAGCUACUAAGUGCACGCUAUUGCGCUAACCAACCAGCCAGCCAGCCAUUCAGUGAAUAAAGCGGGUCGCUCAAGUGAGAAUGUGUCUUCAAUGAGUGCGCAACUUGUCUGCCGUAGUGGGAAUAUUUAUUGACUUCUGCUAUACAAAUUUGUUGCUGCAGCAAAGAUUUUUUUACACCAAAAGCAGUCAACUAAGCAAAACGCAAAUUAAACUGGAAAUCAAUUUCAAAACAUCUACUACCUCUCCAUGGAUCUGAGCAAGCACAUUGACGAAUGGAGCAGUUAUUGUUAGCGCGACAUCCCAUAUUUCCCGGCGCCUUGAAUUCCAAUUGAGGAACGUACAUAUCAUCUACUUAUGUACAUAUGUAUGUGCGAAUACUAUAAAUAUUUUCUAGCUGACAUCAAAUUCUAAAUCACAACAAGAACAACAGACGUUUUCCUACUAAUUUUCGUCAAAAAAAUAAAAUUUAAAAUUACAACCUAAUGUCCUUGUUCCGACAAUUUUUCGGCUCCACAUCAAAUUCAUGGAUACGUGCCCUCAUCAUCUUCGUACUCACCUGGGCGCUGCUCGUCUACGUUUUCGUCAAUAAACUCAAUACGCAACCGAAUGCGGACAUAGAUACGAUAACGGCGAAACGCAUCAAUCAGGCGUUACAGCUGCUCGAAUACUCAAAGCAACGCAAUGAGGAGCUGCGUCAGAUGAUCGAAAAGCUUUCGAGCGACCAAAUCGACAAGCAAUCGGCGCAGCGGCUCAUCGAGAAGCUCGAAUUUAAUUUACAAAACUCCAUAAACGUACAAAAUCAGGAUGCAGUGUUGGCUGAUUUUAUGGGCGCCGGCGACGGCGAUAGUGGCGCGGACUUGUUUGGCGGCAUGCCGGUGCCCAAUGCAGUUGCACAAAGUGCUGGAGGCGGCGUACACGAGCCCAGCUUGGAAUAUGAGCUUCUGCGGCGUCGCAUCGGUUCGAAUGUCGGCGAAAUUUGGAACUACUUCAGCAGCGAAUUGGGCAAGUUGCGCAAGCGCGCCGCGCCUACACAGCCCGAACUGACGGAGGACAUCAAUCAGGUGUUGCAGCUGGGCGCCGAACAUAAGCGCUCGUUGCUGAAUGACAUUGAACGGCUGCGUCAAGUGGAUGGUUAUGAGGCAUGGCGCCAGCAGGAGGCGCGCGAUUUGAGUGAUUUGAUGCAGCGCCGUCUGCACUACCUGCAGAAUCCGAAAGACUGUGCAAAUGCGCGUAAACUGGUCUGCAAACUGAACAAGGGCUGUGGUUAUGGCUGUCAGCUGCAUCAUGUUGUUUACUGCUUCAUUGUUGCCUAUGCGACGGAGCGCACCAUGAUAUUGAAGUCGCGCGGCUGGCGCUACCACAAGGCUGGUUGGGAAGAGGUUUUCUUGCCCGUGUCAGAGACCUGCUUGGAUGCAGACGCUGCGCAUGCGAGUAAUUGGCCAGGACGUCAUGACAUGCCUGUGCUAGUGUUACCCAUCAUCGACUCACUGAUGCCGCGUCCACCGUUCCUGCCGUUAGCCAUACCCGAGGACUUGGCACCACGACUCAGACGCUUGCAUGGCGAUCCGAUUGUCUGGUGGAUUGGGCAGUUCUUGAAGUACUUGCUGCGUCCGCAAAAGGGCACAUUGGAGUUCCUAGAGUCGGGACGUACGAAACUGGGUUUCAAGAGGCCUAUUGUAGGUGUGCAUGUGCGCCGCACGGACAAAGUCGGCACCGAAGCCGCUUUCCAUCGUAUAGAGGAGUAUAUGACGCACGUGGAGGACUACUUCCUCCAAUUGGAGAUUAACGGUACCACAGUGCCGCGUCGCAUUUUCCUUGCUUCCGACGAUGCGCGUGUCAUCGAGGAGGCGCGCACCAAGUACCCGCAAUACGAGGUCAUCGGCGAUCCCGAUGUGGCGCGUAUGGCUGCGGUCUCCACGCGCUAUACCGACUCCGCGCUAAACGGCAUCAUACUCGACAUACAUCUGCUAUCGCUCUCCGAUUAUCUCGUCUGCACGUUUAGCUCGCAAGUAUGUCGCAUGGCUUACGAAAUCAUGCAGACACUAUAUCCGGAUGCGGCACACCGCUUCAAAUCGCUGGACGAUAUCUACUACUAUGGUGGGCAGAAUUCGCACAAUCGGCAAGUGGUGAUCGGUCACACGGCGCGCAAUCAAUUCGAGAUCCAUAUGAAAUCAGGUGAUCUAGUGGGCGUGGCCGGCAAUCAUUGGGACGGCUACUCGAAGGGCCAGAAUACGCGCACAAAGCAAGCGGGACUCUUCCCCUCCUUCAAAGUGGUCGACAAGGUGGAGACCGUCAAGCUGCCGCUAUACGAGCAGGUUCAGCAGGGGCGGCUGUGAAUGGCGGCGCAUGCGCCGAGUGUGAGUGCAACGACAGGAAGCGUAUAAAUCAAAUUUUAUGCCCGGUUUCACAGUCAGUGCUUAGGUUGUGCUUAAGAUAAAACUGAAAUAUUGCGUUUUACAGUUCAUACUUAAGUUCUGCUUAAGUACUGAAAAUGGGAGACUUAAGCAGUGCUUAAGUAACAGCUGAUUUUUGUUUUGAAUAUUGACUUAUUUGUCAAAAAAAUAAAAUAAAAAUUAUUUCUUGCAUUCAA
This is a messenger RNA of Zeugodacus cucurbitae (melon fly), 2844 nucleotides long. RefSeq names its product alpha-(1,6)-fucosyltransferase (gene FucT6). Gene Ontology annotation, cellular component: Golgi cisterna membrane. Gene Ontology annotation, biological process: protein N-linked glycosylation. The record is from RefSeq and is a predicted model, not a curated record. Gene Ontology annotation, molecular function: glycoprotein 6-alpha-L-fucosyltransferase activity; protein binding. The transcript is spliced from 5 exons. The coding region runs from base 737 to 2590 and encodes 617 amino acids. Lineage: Eukaryota; Metazoa; Arthropoda; Insecta; Diptera; Tephritidae.